GAUGCAUGCUUUCUCAGAAACAAAAACUAUGUUUAUACACAGCUCAGACCAAAGGAAUUGAAGGCACAAGUUUAACAGAAGCAGUGAAUUCGGUAUCAGAUGAUCGGUUAGUUAGUUAAGGUAGGAUGAUGGCUACAGGAAACGGACAAGUGUCGGUGCCUCCCGGGUUCCGGUUCCACCCUACAGAUGAGGAGCUGUUGUAUUAUUAUCUAUGGAAGAAGGUUUCCUACGAGGCCAUUGACCUUGAUGUUAUCAGAGAAGUAGAUCUCAACAAACUAGAGCCAUGGGAUCUAAAAGACAAGUGUAGAAUUGGGUCGGGUCCACAGAAUGAGUGGUAUUUCUUUAGCCACAAAGAUAAAAAGUAUCCUACUGGAACCCGGACAAACCGUGCAACAGCCGCUGGAUUUUGGAAAGCAACUGGGAGGGACAAAGCCAUCCAUCUCCUUAGCAAUUCCAAAAGAAUCGGGAUGCGCAAGACCCUAGUAUUUUACACUGGACGUGCCCCUCACGGCCAAAAGACAGACUGGAUCAUGCAUGAGUAUCGCCUAGAUGAUCACUAUCCUAAUCCAUCCGAGGUCCAGGAAGAUGGUUGGGUCGUCUGUCGAGUAUUCAAAAAGAAAAGCCAUAACAGAAGCCCAUUCCAAUCUGAUCAACAUCAUACUCUUCAGCCUGCAGAUGAUCAUCAUCAGUUAACUGAUCAAGACAACAAUAAGAAUGGCAGCCUACAGUUACAAGCUCUGCAUAAUAAUAGCUACGACUCUAGUACCAGCGCUACAACCUUAUUUGAUAGUUCCAUGCAUCUUCCUCAGCUGUUGACAUCUCCAGAUGACCACACCCCAUAUUUUCAAGGCUGUACCAUGAUGAUCAACGACAUGGAUAGUUCCAGGAACUUGUUGAGCUUAAUGUCAUCAGCCAGCUGUCGGGCUGGUAAUUGUGCAGGUUGCAGUAGCGGACAUCAGCCGCAAGACAAACCACUAUUAGCUACUAAUAAUGACUGGUCCUUCCUCGACAAGCUUCUAGCUUCCAACCAACAUCACCUCGGCAUUACCAGCUUUGAUCCUUCAUCUUCCCAACCCUUUCAUCAUCCUGAUGUCAACCCCUCAUCUCAUGUAUUUCCUUUCCAUUACCUUGGUUAUGAAACUGACAUUCUCAAGUUCUCCAAGUGAUCAAGGAGGCUUCUU
Molecule: messenger RNA, 1181 nt
Organism: Cynara cardunculus var. scolymus (artichoke)
Lineage: Eukaryota; Viridiplantae; Streptophyta; Magnoliopsida; Asterales; Asteraceae
Product: NAC domain-containing protein 76
Exons: 4
Coding region: 126-1166 (346 amino acids)
Biological process (GO): regulation of DNA-templated transcription
Molecular function (GO): DNA binding
Source: RefSeq, a predicted model, not a curated record